AUGGAGUUGUUUGAUUACUCCCAAAGAGCACAGUGGCUUCGUGCCGCUGUUCUUGGAGCCAACGAUGGCUUAGUGUCGACUGCAUCAUUGAUGAUGGGAGUGGGAGCUGUAAAACAAGAUGUUAAGUUUAUGAUACUGACUGGUUUUGCCGGUUUAAUAGCUGGGGCGUGUAGUAUGGCUAUAGGAGAAUUUGUCUCAGUGUAUUCACAACUUGAUAUAGAGUUGGCGCAAAUAAAGCGAGAAAAUAUGGCGAGAAAAUAUGAGGAAACACAAAAUGAUGACGAGAAGGAAAAUUUGCCAAACCCAUUUCAAGCUGCUGGUGCAUCAGCAAUUGCAUUCUCCCUUGGAGCUAUGGUGCCGUUAUUAGCAGCGGCAUUUAUAAAAGAUCAUAAGGUGAGGUUGGGAGUGGUGACCGGAGCGACGAGUGUGGCGUUGUUGGUGUUUGGAGGGUUAGGGGCUAUUUUAGGGAAGGCACCUUUGUUGAAGUCUUCUCUUAGGGUUCUGAUCGGUGGAUGGAUCGCCAUGGCUGUAACAUAUGGAUUAACUAAGUUGAUUUGA
Molecule: messenger RNA, 558 nt
Organism: Papaver somniferum (opium poppy)
Lineage: Eukaryota; Viridiplantae; Streptophyta; Magnoliopsida; Ranunculales; Papaveraceae
Product: vacuolar iron transporter homolog 3-like
Exons: 2
Coding region: 1-558 (185 amino acids)
Biological process (GO): intracellular manganese ion homeostasis
Cellular component (GO): membrane
Molecular function (GO): manganese ion transmembrane transporter activity; iron ion transmembrane transporter activity
Source: RefSeq, a predicted model, not a curated record